AUGGCGGAGCUCGCGCAGUCCGGCACAUCGCGAAGCUCCCGUGGUCCAGCACAUCGCGGAGAUCGCGCGUUUGAGAAGAGAGUGAGAGAAGCGGAGGAAGAGAAAAGGGAGGAGUUAGAGAAGAGGGUGAGAGAAGAGGAGAAGGAGCAAAGGAAGGACUUAGAGAAGAGAGUGAGAGAAGAGGAGGAAGAGAAAAGGAAGACGUUUGAGAAGAGAGUGAGAGAAGCGGAGGAAGAGAAAAGGGAGGAGUUAGAGAAGAGGGUGAGAGAAGAGGAGAAAGAGAAGAGGGAGGAGUUAGAGAAGAGAGUGAGAGAAGAGGAGAAAGAGAAGAGGGAGGAGUUAGAGAAGAGGGUGAGAGAAGAGGAGAAAGAGAAGAGGGAGGAGUUAGAGAAGAGGGUGAGAGAAGAGGAGGAAGAGAAGAGGGAGGAGUUAGAGAAGAGAGUGAGAGAGGAGGAGGAAGAGAAGAGGGAGGAGUUAGAGAAGAGGGUGAGAGAAGAGGAGAAAGAGAAGAGGGAGGAGUUAGAGAAGAGGGUGAGAGAAGAGGAGGAAGAGAAGAGGGAGGAGUUAGAGAAGAGAGUGAGAGAGGAGGAGGAAGAGAAGAGGGAGGAGUUAGAGGAGAGGGUGAGAGAAGAGGAGAAAGAGAAGAGGGAGGAGUUAGAGAAGAGGGUGAGAGAAGAGGAGGAAGAGAAGAGGGAGGAGUUAGAGAAGAGAGUGAGAGAGGAGGAGGAAGAGAAGAGGGAGGAGUUAGAGGAGAGGGUGAGAGAAGAGGAGAAAGAGAAGAGGGAGGAGUUAGAGAAGAGGGUGAGAGAAGAGGAGGAAGAGAAGAGGGAGGAGUUAGAGAAGAGAGUGAGAGAGGAGGAGGAAGAGAAGAGGGAGGAGUUAGAGAACAGAGUGAGAGAGGAGGAGGAAGAGAAGAGGGAGGAGCUAGAGAAGAGAGUGAGAGAGGAGGAGGAAGAGAAGAGGGAAAAGGUACAGAGAAAGUCAGUUCAUGGUGAGAUUAGAAGCAAGAAGCAAUUGCAGAAAAGUGUUAAAGAAGAUGAGGAAAAAAUGUGGGAGGAACUUAAGAAGACUAUUGAAGAAAUGGAGGAAAAGGUGGGGAAGGAAUUAGAGAAGCGGUGGAAAGAAGAGGGAGAUGGAGGAAUUGGGGGAAUAGACGAAUUUUUGAAGAACAUUUUAAAGAACUUGAUAUCAAACCCAAUUGGGUCUAUCAGUUCAAUAAUAACGCCAGUAUCUUCACUACUGGGUACAGUGAUUUCAUGUGUAAGUAAGAAAAAGGAGGAGAAGAAUCAAAAAGAGAAAGAGAUGAACCAGGAAAAGAUGAACCUGAGAGAGGAAAGGAUGAACCUGAGAGAGGAGAAGUUGAACCUGAGGGAGGAAAGGUGGAACCUGAGGGAGGAAAAGUUGAACCUGAGAGAGGAGAAGAUGAAACAGAAAGAGGAGAAGAUGAAGCAAACAGAGGAAAAUAUGGACCAAACAGAGAUAGAGCUGAUUCAGAGAGAGGCAGAGAUGAUCACGAUAGAGGUACAGAUGAAACAAAGGGAGGAAAUGAGGAAUCAGAGAGAGGAAGAGAUUAAUCAGAGAGAGGAAGAGAUUAAUCAGAGAGGGGAAGUGAUUAAUCAGAGAGAGGAAGAGAUUAAUCAAAAAGAGGGAGCGAUGGACCAAAGAAACAUGGAGAUGAUCCAGAGAGAAGAAGAGAUGAACCAAAGAGAGAUGGAGAUGAUCCAGAGAGAGGUAGAGAUGAUCCCAAAAGAGGUACAGAUGAACCUAAGAGCAGUAGAAAUGAACCAGAGAGAGGUAAAGUUGACAGAAAGGGAAAACAAGAUGAAGAGUAGAGAGGAAGAAAUGGGGAGAGUAAAGGAAAAGUUAAUCAUAAAGGAAAAUCAGAUGAAAGAACAACGGGAAAUUAUGAGUAAGUUUUAUAAAAAAACGUUAUUUAAGCAUUACCCUCACCAAUUACAAGAAGCAAUUGAGGAAAAUCAAAUAUCUGCAAAAACACACACAGGGCAAGAUCAAAGAAGAACUGAUCCAGAACAGAAAAAAAGUAAGAAAAUUGGGAAAUGUGUAAUUUCAUGAUCUAGCUUCUCGGUCAGUUUGUAAUGAACAAUUAAGUGAUCCCCACUAUGAGUGUGUGA
Messenger RNA from Astyanax mexicanus (Mexican tetra), 2132 nucleotides. RefSeq names its product golgin subfamily A member 6-like protein 22. The record is from RefSeq and is a predicted model, not a curated record. Bases 1 to 2073 code for a protein of 690 amino acids. NCBI's taxonomy places the organism in Eukaryota, Metazoa, Chordata, Actinopteri, Characiformes, Acestrorhamphidae. The transcript has 2 exons.